Molecule: messenger RNA, 1490 nt
Organism: Trichosurus vulpecula (common brushtail)
Lineage: Eukaryota; Metazoa; Chordata; Mammalia; Diprotodontia; Phalangeridae
Gene: MPV17L2
Product: MPV17 mitochondrial inner membrane protein like 2
Exons: 5
Coding region: 147-770 (207 amino acids)
Biological process (GO): mitochondrial ribosome assembly
Cellular component (GO): cytoplasm; membrane
Source: RefSeq, a predicted model, not a curated record
GGUGACGUCACCGCGCAGCCGGGCCGUGGCCGGAAGCAUGAGGACGUGGGCCACAGCGCGGGCCGUUUGGGAGCCGGUGUCGGGGCUGCGGCCUUAGCAGUGUCCGGCUCGAGCUUCUGGUUCUUCUGGGGUCUCCGGGGCCCGCGAUGCCCCCACCCGGGCCGCGAGGCGUCGUGGGCCUGUUGGCCGCGUGGCGGCCGCUGUUCCGGGGCCGGCUCCUGCUGGUCACCAAUACUCUGGGCUGCGGGACGCUGAUGGCGGCGGGGGACGGGGUGCGCCAAGCCUGGGAGCGAAGGCUGGCCGAGGACCCCUCCAGGCCGCCGCGACCGAUCGACCUGCGCCGCACUGCACGGAUGUUUGCCAUGGGCUGUAGCAUGGGCCCCUUCCUGCACUACUGGUACCAGUGGCUGGACAAACUCUUCCCCGCCAUGGGAUUUAAAGAUAUUCGAACCAUCCUGAAGAAGGUGCUCAUUGACCAGCUGGUGGCAUCCCCUAUCCUGGGCGUGUGGUACUUCCUGGGGAUGGGCUGCUUAGAGGGCCAGAGCCUCAACACAAGUUGCCAGGAGCUGCAGGACAAGUUCUGGGAGCUCUACAAGGCUGAUUGGUGUGUAUGGCCAGCAGCUCAGCUGGUGAACUUCCUUUAUGUGCCUACCCGUUACCGAGUGAUGUAUGUAAACAGCAUGACGUUGGGCUGGGAUACCUACCUCUCCUACCUAAAGCACCGGGACCGCCUGCCUGGCUGUAUGGGCCUUGCCUCUCGCACUGACUAAGACGCUGGGAGGGACCAAGCACUUGGCAGUGGUAUCACAGCAGGCCCACACGGGGGCAUCUGGGCUUGGAGCAAGGCAGUAGCCACCAGCUCUCUGAACACAACUGGACCCUAGAAACCUAAUCAAAGAUUGCCAUUUAAUUUCUUAAUUGAUUUACUGUAUUCAGGAGAUAAAGAGGAAUAUGAGCAGAGUGGACUCAGGCCUUGGGCCUAAUCAGCCACACCAUUCCUAGUGGGACCCCACUUCUCUGGAGAUGAGUAACCAGGGAUCUCAAAGCACCUUAUGGAUCAAAGCAGUAGAGCCCCUUGAAGGGGCUGGCUAGCAUGGAGGGGCCCACUUUGCAUGUCAUUACAAGACCAGUGCCUGCUAUGAAAGCAGCAUAAUUAGGCCAGCCCAUGUAGCACAGGACUCUAGGAUGUAUAGAGUCCUUGGGAUUGAGGGCCGGAGAAGGAACAGACAGGUUGUUGGCUUUGUGUUUCCCUGGCCCCGGAUCAGAAAGGAAAGAUCCUGGAAGCCCUCAGUUAGCUCUUAACCAGGGCCAAGGUCAGAGGGGUGGCAGGUGGGCAGGAUCAGACCUGGGAGAUGCUGUUGCCUUCCUGCCAUGGGGGGGGGGGGGCGGCCUGAGCUCCUUGGUCCCCUUAACUUAGCCUCAGGUAGGAGGCUUGUUCUGGAAUGGAAGGUGUCUUGGGCUAAUAAAGAUGCUAACUCAGAUAAGCUGUA